Onychomys torridus (southern grasshopper mouse) is the source of this 912-nucleotide messenger RNA. RefSeq names its product UDP-glucuronosyltransferase 2B1-like. Lineage: Eukaryota; Metazoa; Chordata; Mammalia; Rodentia; Cricetidae. Gene Ontology annotation, molecular function: UDP-glycosyltransferase activity. Bases 1 to 912 code for a protein of 303 amino acids. The record is from RefSeq and is a predicted model, not a curated record. The transcript is spliced from 5 exons.
AUGACGACUGUGCUCGCUUUUACUUCCAUUGGGCAAUCUGUGAUUUGUGACCAGUUGCACAAUUGCUACUCCACAUCACUGAUAAAGCUACGAGCGCACACACACGACCCCGCGCAGACAGGCCACGUCGUUUGCGCUACAGAUUUGCACAUGGCUCGACAGCGAGGAAGUGUAUUUGGAGAUGCACAAGAGGAAAUGGAAGACUUUGUUCAGAGCUCUGGAGAACAUGGUGUUGUGGUAUUUUCUCUGGGUUCAAUGGUUAGAAACUUAACAGAUGAAAAGGCCAAUAUAGUUGCAUCUGCUCUUGCCCAGAUUCCACAAAAGGUUCUGUGGAGAUUUGAUGGUAAGAAACCAGAGACCUUAGGAUCCAAUACUCGGCUAUACAAGUGGAUCCCCCAGAAUGACCUUCUUGGUCAUCCAAAAACCAAAGCUUUUGUAGCUCAUGGUGGGACCAAUGGCAUCUAUGAGGCGAUCUAUCACGGCAUUCCUAUUGUUGGUAUCCCACUGUUUGCGGAUCAACCUGAUAAUAUUAAUCACAUGGUAGCCAAGGGAGCAGCUGUUAGAGUGGACUUCAACACACUGUCAACUACAGACCUUCUCACUGCCUUGAGGACCAUCAUUAAUGAUUCUUCGUAUAAAGAGAAUGCCAUGCGGCUAUCAAGAAUCCAACAUGAUCAACCUAUGAAGCCCCUGGACAGAGCUGUCUUCUGGAUUGAGUUUGUCAUGCGCAACAAAGGAGCCAAGCACCUUCGUGUGGCAGCACAUGACCUCACCUGGUUCCAGUACCACUCUCUGGAUGUGCUUGGAUUCCUGCUCGCCUGUGUGCUGACUGUGAUGUUCAUCAUCAUGAAGUGUUGCUUCUUUUGUUGCCAGAAGUUUGCUAAAGCUGGAAAGAAAAAGAAAAGGGAGUAG